Molecule: messenger RNA, 5346 nt
Organism: Penicillium olsonii
Lineage: Eukaryota; Fungi; Ascomycota; Eurotiomycetes; Eurotiales; Aspergillaceae
Source: the annotation of a GenBank genome assembly
AUGACUUCAAGUCAGACUACCGGAAGUCAGGAUCCGCCCCUGACCAUUUCCCAAUGGCGUGAUCUACAACAGAUGGCUUCCAGCCCAGCUCAUAUCUUCUCACUUCUCGAGCGGGCACAACCCAACAAGUCAAAUGCGUGGAUAUCAUUAGCAACGCCGGAACAAAUCAUUGAGCAAUGGGAGGAAAUCACAACGCUCAAAUCUCAAGGAAGGGACCUUCCACUCUUCGGCGUCCCAUUCGCCGCAAAAGACAACAUCGACGCCGCCGGGUUCUGCACGACGGCUGCAUGUCCAUCAUACGCCACAGAACCAGUCACCACCGAUGCAACAGUUAUACAACAGUUGAAAUCUCAAGGAGCUAUACUGAUCGGAAAGACCAACCUGGAUCAAUUCGCCACAGGUCUCGUUGGCACGCGUUCACCGUACGGAGCCGUUCUCAACUCCUUCGACGCAAAUCGCGUUAGCGGCGGAAGCAGCUCGGGAAGUAGCGUGGUUGUUGCGCAGGGACUGGUUCCUUUUUCACUGGGCACAGACACAGCCGGUUCGGGUCGGAUACCUGCUGGGUUCAAUAACAUCGUUGGGCUCAAGCCAACGCGUGGUGCUCUGAGCGCGCAAGGCGUGGUACCGGCGUGUCGCUCGCUUGAUUGUGUCUCUAUCUUCGCUUUGACUCUGGAAGAUGCAGAAACAGUCCUGGAUUUGGCCGAGGGGUAUGAUUCUCAAGAUGCGUAUUCGAGACAACGAACCAGUUGUGCAGGUGUCGACUCGCAAAAAGGCGUGCCCUCCCAGCCGACGCUGGCCAUUUGCUCCAACCCCGAGUGGUUUGGUGGAGCCGAGCAGGCUGCCGCCUACCAGAUUUCACUGACCAAAGCGCAACAGCUGGGGUGGAAGCUGGAGCCCGUUGAUUUCACACCCCUUUUCACUCUUGCCAGUCUUCUGUAUGAUGGGCCAUGGGUUGCCGAGCGAUAUGCCGCUAUCAAAGAGUUCAUCUGUUCAGUUCCUGCCGAUACUAUGGAUCCGGUUGUUCGAGGUAUCAUCAUGAAAGCCGAACAAUUUUCCGCCGCAGACUUGUUCGCAUGCGAAUACCAACGCCAGAACCUAGCCCGUGAGAUCGAGCAAAUCUUCAAGCCCUUCGACGCGUUGCUAGUGCCCACAGCUCCCACAUUCCCUUCGAUGCAGGAUCUCAAGGAGGAGCCGGUGGCAGCCAAUAGUCAACUGGGGAGAUAUACCAACUUCGUGAAUUUUCUUGAUUGGUCUGCUUUGGCCAUUCCCGCUGGGUGGCGAGAUGACGGCCUUCCAUUCGGUAUCACAUUGAUAGGGGGAGCAUGGGGAGAGCCACGAUUGUUGGAACUCGCUCGGCGCUGGAUGUCCGAUGUCCCGCGCUUACUGGGAGCGACUUGUGUGGAAUUCCAAGAGAGUUAUGCCGAGCGAAUUGCACCUUCUGACUCUAUGAUACUGGCAGUAGUUGGUGCCCAUCUCACUGGCUUCGCUCUCAACAAGGAUCUGGUGUCACGAGGUGCAACUUUGACCGCCGCUACGACCACAGCCCCGUGCUAUCAGCUCUUCGCACUGCAGACAACAGGUCCAGUCUCAAAGCCCGGCCUGAAAAGGGUCGCUGAAGGUGGCAUGUCAAUUGAAGUAGAGCUUUGGGACAUGCCGCUGGACAAGAUCGGCAGCUUCAUUCAAACUGUCUCAGCUCCCUUGGGAAUCGGAUCGAUUGAGUUGCAAGAUGGCCGAUGGGUUCACGGGUUCAUCUGUGAGCCCGUUGGCCUGGAAAAUGCAAGCGAUAUCACCGGGUUCGGUGGUUGGAGAGGAUACACCCAGUCACUAACCAGUUCCACCGCCGAAUCAUCGCGCGCUGCAUCUGCGACACCUUCAACCAGUAUCGGUGAGCGGCGCAUCAACACUGUCCUGGUUGCAAACCGCGGUGAGAUUGCGGUUCGCAUUAUUCGGACUCUGUGUGAGAUGUCAAUCUCGUCCGUGGCUAUCUAUUCACAAGCCGAUGCUCGCGCACCACAUGUUACCGCUGCAAGUGUCGCACUUCCCCUAGUCGGUGACACAGUGUCCGAAACCUAUCUCAACGGCAAGCAGAUCCUGGAUAUGGCUAUCGAAGCCGAUGUCGAUGCCAUCAUUCCUGGGUAUGGUUUCCUCUCGGAGAAUGCCGAUUUUGCAGCCGCUGUCGAGGCAGCAGGUCUUUUAUGGAUUGGGCCAUCUCCAGAGCAAAUGAGAGAUUUGGGUUUAAAGCAUCGUGCUCGUGAGAUUGCUAUCACAGCAGGCAUUCCGGUUGUACCCGGAAGCAAAAGAUUGGUGACUAGCCUUGAGGAUGCAAUUGCAGAAGCAGAGAGAAUCGGCUAUGCGGUGAUGGUAAAGAGCACCGCUGGUGGCGGUGGAAUCGGGCUCCAACGGUGCGCCGAUAUCGAUGCACUCCGAGAAGCGUUUGAUGGCGUCCGUCGCCUGGGACAAGCAAACUUCGGCGAUGAUGGAGUUUUCAUUGAGCUUUUUAUCGAUCGGGCUCGACACAUCGAAGUGCAGGUGCUUGGUGAUGGCGCUGGUCGUGUAAUUUGCGCCGGUGAGCGCGAUUGUUCGCUGCAGCGUCGAAACCAGAAGGUCGUCGAGGAAUCUCCUGCUGAAUUCGUCCCAGUCAGGGUUCGAGCCGACAUGCGCCGCGCGGCUGCUUCUUUGGUCGCUUCUUUGCAGUACCGCAAUGUAGGCACAGUUGAAUUUAUCUUCGACAUCGAUACCGAGCGAUUCUACUUUUUGGAGAUGAACACACGGCUUCAGGUCGAGCACCCAGUCACUGAGGCCGUCACCGGCCUAGAUUUUGUCGAAUACAUGAUUCACAUCGCCAUGAAUGAUUGCAUUUCGCUGUUUCCGCAGCAGAUAAACGAGAUCCCAGUCUCUGGUGCUGCCGUUGAAGUUCGUGUUUAUGCUGAAAGUCCUCUUCAAGAAUUUCGACCUUCCGCUGGAAAGCUCUUGAAUGUCGAGUUCCCAUCCGAUAUCCGUGUUGAUACAUGGGUCAGUUCAGGCCAGGAGCUAUCAUCAUCGUUUGAUCCGAUGAUCGCAAAGAUCAUAGCACAUGGUGACGACCGUCUCUCAGCUCUUCACAAGCUCUCGGAAGCUCUGGCGAAUACAACAAUCACUGGCGUUGAAACGAACUUGAGGUACCUGCAGCAAAUCGUGACCUGGGAGUCGUUCAAAUCCGGAGCCUUUACAACAGGAUCCCUGAAUACCUUCCCAUACGAAGCUCAAGUUGUCGAGGUUAUUGAUGCUGGGUCCGACACAGCCGUACAAGACUUCCCUGGUCGUCAGGGCCUUUGGCAUAUCGGUAUGCCUCCCUCUGGUCCAAUGGACUCAUACUCAUUUCGCCUUGCGAACAGAGUAGUCGGCAACAAUGACCGUGCUGCGGGACUCGAGUGCUCGAUACAAGGACCGACGCUGCUCUUUCACACUACAACCACGGUCGCAGUCGUGGGUGCCAAUGCCCCGGUAUCUGUUGACGGAGAAUUGAAAGCUUCUGGCAUAGCCAUCAACAUCAAAGCCGGCCAGAAACUUUCCAUCGGCACAGCUACCAAUGGUUCCCGGGUUUAUCUUGCCAUUCAAGGCGGUGUUCAGGUCCCUGAGGUUCUAGGUAGUCGAUCAACGUUUGCGAUCGGCCACCUUGGGGGACACAAUGGACGGAGCCUCCGCGCUGGGGAUCUUCUUCCCCUAGCACAUGUCGCAGAAGACGAUGUUCCCUUGCUCGAGGCCCCAAUUGAUUUCCCUUCGGCGCCCGAAAACAGAGAAUGGAUCGUUAGUGCGAUCCCCGGACCACACGGCAGUCCAACCCACUUCACACAGCAAGGACUCCAGGAGCUGUUCAAUGGCCAAUGGACUGUCCAUUACAACAGCAAUCGACUCGGUGUUCGUCUCACCGGGCCUCGGCCAGAGUGGGCACGAAAAAGCGGUGGUGAUGCUGGUCUCCAUCCCUCCAAUAUCCACGACAGCCCUUACGCAAUCGGAAACGUGAGCUUCACUGGUGAUGAGGCAGUUGUGCUGACGGCAGAUGGGCCGAGUUUAGGAGGUUUUGUUGCAUUUGCCACGGUCGCGGAGGCCGAGAGGUGGAAAUUCGGACAGAUGCGACCAGGCGAUCGUCUCCGUCUGCGAUCUAUUUCUCUUGACGAUGCGCAGGCGCUUGCGAGGGAUCUCGAGCAUUCGAUCUCCACACUCACUCCAUUGGCACAUACAGAAUUGAUAAACCAAAGCCCCGGUACUGUCUCCAGUCCGAUAUUGAAGGAAAUAUCUGAGUCUGGUCGCUCCAUUGAUGUCGCCAGGCUGGCGAUCGAGCCUUGCUGCUGGACUUCGCAUCAAACCUCGCCAAUCCCGGGUGUUCAGGAGCUCGUCCCAGAUGUUCGAAGCCUUCUUGUUCGUGUUGAAGCGAACUUCUCACUAGGCCAACUCCUGGAUGCGCUGGUCGCACACGAAAUUUCUCUCGGGUCUGAGCUUCCCUCCCGACAUCCCUCGCGCAUUGUCCAUAUGCCACUCGUUUUCGACGAUGAGAAGAGCCGCAAAGCAAUCGCCCGCUAUAGCUCAACCAUCCGCUCCUCGGCACCGUACCUUCCCAGCAACAUUGAGUUCUUGCAGAAGCUCAACGGACUUGACACCGAUCGGGUGGAAAGCAAUAUUUAUGAGAGUGCAUUCCUCGUGCUGGGCCUUGGUGAUGUGUACCUCGGGUCUCCUUGUGCUGUCCCACUGGAUCCCCGUCAUCGAUUGUUCGGGACAAAGUACAACCCAUCGCGCUCCUUCACCCCUAGUGGUGCUGUCGGCAUUGCUGGCCAAUACCUGUGCAUCUAUGCGACUGAUUCACCAGGUGGUUAUCAACUCGUCGGUCGUACAGUCCCUAUCUGGGAUGACUUUCACAAGCCAGGAUUGGGCGAAAAACUCCCGUGGGCAUUCAGACUCUUGGAUCAAAUUCGUUUCUAUCCUGUCACAGAGCAGGAACUUUCCGCGGCGGAAGCUCAUGGGACCUCGAGUAGCCUCAUCAAAGUAUCUAGCACUGAGCUAGAUCUCGAUGCGUAUGAGAAGUGGUUGCAGGAGAACGCGGAUGAUAUUACUGCUGUUCGGGAGGAACGAUCACGGGUUGUUCACGAGGCGGAAUUCUUUGAAGAUCUACUCCAGCCAUAUGACCCAAGAACGAUGCGGCCAAUCCGAGAAAAUGGCAACGAUGGGUCUAUGACCGGAGAGCGAGUGAAGGCACUUUUGCCUGGAAGAUGCUUCCGUUGCGCUGUCGAGGAGGGAGAUCAACGAAGUGAGAUGAUCUUAAACGAUCUCCCUCAAGGCUCCAUCGAGAUCAACAUAGCUCUCCAGGACUAA